CGGGUCGGACGUCCUUCUAAAGCGGGAUGUUGGGAUGUUAGGAUGAGUGGCGCUGGGACUGCUGGUGAUGCUUCUCCUGCUGCGUCCGUACCGUUUUCUUAUACCGGUAAAUUUUUAUUGCUUUUUUCACAUUAAUUAUUUAUGAAAGAACGUGAUAAUUAUAACAAUUCAGAUAAAUUACCAAUGAUCCCGAUAAUAAAUUAUCAACGUCUGUACGUCGGCUUACGUCGACCAUCGUAUUCAAGAUCCAGUUAUCAUCAGAUUUUACGUAAUAUUUUAUACGUAUGUAUCAGUUUAACGCUAAUCCUGUUUGUUUGGCUUGCAUUUUACAUCUCCGAUUCAUCAUGGAUCAGUAUGAUAUUGCAGAAUCAUAAUAACACUAAUAAUAAAAAAAUUAUAGAUCACAUAUCAACUUAUCCACGGGAUCAUAUGCAGUCUGUUGUAUAUAGGAAAAAUAUUGCUGCGAUACCAACAACAGCAAUAUCCAAUAAUGUUGUAUCCAGUUAUCAUGUCUAUGGUGUUGUCUUCGACGCUGGGAGUACGGGGAGUCGUGUUCAUAUAUUUAAAUUAUUAUAUAAUCCUUUGGAUCAUAUUAAACCGUAUACCUUAAUCGAUGAUAUCUUUGAUCAAGUGAAGCCAGGAUUAUCUGCCUAUGCUGAAAAGCCAGAUGAUGCUGCCAAUAGUUUAAUCAAGCUGAUAAAUACUGCUGAAAAAAGUCUACCCUCUGGUACAUGCCAUAAUACACCAGUGAUGCUGAGAGCUACAGCUGGCCUACGAUUGUUAUCAGUUGUUAAAGCGGAGAAUAUACUAAAAGCUGUACGAUCAAGACUAUCAAAAACAUGUUUCAAACAGUUAUCUAAUGCUGUGACCAUAAUGGAUGGAUUUUAUGAAGGCUUAUAUUUAUGGAUUACAUUAAAUUUUCUAAAUGAUCGUUUGUCACAAAGAAAGAUGAAGGUGACGUUUACUGGUGAUGACAAGCAGAGUUCACUUGUCCAACAACAGACAACGAUUGGUACAUUGGAUUUAGGGGGCGGGUCGACACAGAUCACGUUUAUUCCGACGGAAUUAAAUACCAUUAAGAAUUCACCGAUUGGUUAUAUUACUAACUUUAGUCCAAAUGGAAAGGAAAAUAAGGAUUUUCAGGAAAAGAUUUAUUCGCAUAGUUAUCUUGGACUGGGGUUAAUGUCAGCGCGUUAUUCAAUGUUGCAUACUGCAACUAGUUACGUCAAUGUUCAGUCUUCUCAACCACCGGAUGGCAAGAAACAAUUGUUUUAUCCAUGUUGGCCUAAUAAUAUGACUCUCACCUGGAAUCAUGCUGGUUAUGAUUGGGAGAUUAAGCAAAUGAAUCAAUCAGUGGUGAUGACACCGCAUCUUUUGUCUUCUCUAAUGAUGACGAAAUCAAGUGACAAGCAUAUAUCUGGUGAAUUAAUCAAUAAUAGUUACUCAUCUGUGUGUUAUUCUCUGGCGUUAUCUGUAUUACAAAAUCCUGUAGAAGGUGAUGGCAACACGACGAGAUAUCCACCAAAUAAUUUUAUUGUUCAUCAACCAGACGAGGUGAAGACGCUAGAAUUCUACGCAUUUUCUUAUUAUUUUGACCUUGCUGUUAGUGCUGGACUAAUUGAUGAAGAUAAUGGUGGAUUUUUAACGGUUGGAGAUUUUUAUAAAGCUGCGAAACAUGUUUGUCAGAAUCCAGACCCCAAGAAACCAUUCGAUUGUAUGGAUCUUAACUUUGUUACUGCUUUACUGCAUAAUGGUUAUGGAUUUCCAUGGGACAAAAAGAUAGGAUUUUUCAGAAAAGUUAAAUCAUUUGAAAUUAAUUGGAGCCUUGGUGCCUUAUUCUCAGAAAUGUAUAAUUGAUAAUAAUCAUAAUAAAAACUUUUCUAAUAAAUAGAAUAAGAACGCAUUUUCGCGUACAUAGUCCAUUGUUCAAUGUCGUUCCUUGUUUAUUCGAAGUAAAUAAAAAUAAAACACGUCCAUUUGAUCAAAUUUAUCGUUGCAAGAGCAGAAAGCAACAUUAUUAUUUUGAAAUAUAUGUUAUAUCCCUUCCUUUCCUUUCAAUUUCUUAUAUUUUGUCUUUUGUUAUUUUUAUGUGUAAUGUGUGAAUUUCAUUGUUUGGAUGUUUCGUUUUUAUCCCCUUCACAUAUAUAAAGAGAAUAUAAUUAAUAAUUUAUUGUGUGUACAA
This is a messenger RNA of Trichobilharzia regenti, 2182 nucleotides long. The record is from the annotation of a GenBank genome assembly. Lineage: Eukaryota; Metazoa; Platyhelminthes; Trematoda; Strigeidida; Schistosomatidae.